This is a messenger RNA of Williopsis jadinii, 315 nucleotides long. RefSeq lists its product as uncharacterized. Lineage: Eukaryota; Fungi; Ascomycota; Saccharomycetes; Phaffomycetales; Wickerhamomycetaceae. The transcript has a single exon. The record is from RefSeq and is a predicted model, not a curated record. The coding region runs from base 1 to 315 and encodes 104 amino acids.
AUGAGUGUUAAAGAACUCAUCCGAGGAAGAUUGGUGAACAAGCUGAAAAAGCAUCAAAGGCGAGAUAGUUACAAUUGCUCAGAUCCCACUUAUGUCCAGCUUUUACACUCGAUUUUGAAGGAUGACUCGAUGUUCUUGAAGUUUAUGGCACUAAUCUUGACCAUGUCAGCUAUUAUCAGUGUGCUGGUAUACCUCAUACAUGUUCUUAUUGAUGAUCUCUUACGAGGACUGAAACUAUGGGGUAUUGGUGGAUUUAUAAGUAGUUCAAUGAUUACUACGAUAUGGAACACAGCUAAAAUGUUACUCGGUGGUUAA